Dreissena polymorpha is the source of this 3660-nucleotide messenger RNA. RefSeq lists its product as uncharacterized. Lineage: Eukaryota; Metazoa; Mollusca; Bivalvia; Myida; Dreissenidae. The coding region runs from base 58 to 621 and encodes 187 amino acids. The transcript has 7 exons. The record is from RefSeq and is a predicted model, not a curated record.
CCAGCCAGUCUGACCCCGAUAGGAGGGAGCCAAGUGAAGAGCCAGCCAGUCUGACCCAUGAUUCUUGACAUGACUCAUGGUGAACUAAAAUUGCUUGCAAAGCAUCUGGGACAUGAUGUGAAGACCCACAAGGAAUAUUAUCAGUUGUCUUCCAGUACCAUGGAACUCUCAAAGGUUGCCCUGAUGUUGUAUGCUGUUGAAAAUGGUAAAGUCAAUGAGUGGAAGGGAAGGCAGAUGAAGGACAUAGUAGUAGAAGAUUUACCUCUUCCAAUUGAAGACGAAGAUGGCCAUCAAGAAGAGUCCAUGUCAACUGCUGACAGUGAAGAGCCAGGCAGUCUGACCAAUGAUAGGAGGGAGCCAAGUGAAGAGCCAGCCAGUCUGACCCAUGAUAGGAGGGAGCCAAGUGAAGAGCCAGCCAGUCUGACCCAUGAGUCCAUGUCAACUGCUGACAGUGAAGGGCCAGCCAGUCUGACCCAUGAUGAAAUGAGGCAGCCAAAUCCUCAAGGGACAGGGACAAGAAAAGGAAUGAAACGAAAGUGGGCCAGCGAAGAGAACAUAUGUUUCAUGAACUUUUUUAGAGAUGAAUUAAGAGAAAAAAAAUGCCAUCUGGCUCAAAAAUAAUGGGGUCCCUAAAAAUACUUACCUGAAGAACAGUGGCCCAGAUAAGGGCAAGGGUCCAUAACAUUAUUAUGGAAAAACAAAAAUGGAAAAAGAAUUGUUGAAUUGUGGAAUAUGUUUAUGCCCCUGGUAGGGUGGCAUAUAGCAGUUGAACUGUCCGUCAGUCAGUCAGUCUGUCCAUCUGGCCGAAAACUUAAAUGGCCAUAACUUUUUCAAUAUUGAACAUAGCAACUUGAUAUUUAUACCCCUAUUACAAUUGGUAAUGGGGGCUAUAUAGGAGUCACGUUUGUCGGUCUGUCCCGAUAUUUCAUCCGAUCUUCACCAAACUUGGUCAGUAGUUGUAUGUAGAUAAUGUCUAGGUCAAGUUUGAAUAUGGAUCAUGCCAGGUCAAAAACUAGGUCAUGGGGUCACUUAGUAUGUUUUAAACUGUAAGUUUGUACGGACCAUAGCUAUGUUAUUUAUCGUUACAUUUUUAAAUGACUCGGUACAUUUGUUCACCAUCAUGGAACGGUGUGUCGUGUUAAAAAAAAUUACGUCAAUAUCUCAAAGGUCAAGGUCACACUUGAGAGUUCAAAGGUCAAAUGCUUGGCCGGGCCAUAGCUUUGUUUUUUAUUGUGAGAUUUUAAAAUCAUUUGGCACAUUUGUUCACCAUCAUUGAACAGUGUGUCGGGCGAAAGAAUUACGUCGAUAUUUCCAAGAACAAGGGCACAAUUUGAGUUUAAAGGUAAAAAAUGGCCAUAAUUGAGCUUGUCUGGGCAAUAACUAUGUUGUUUAUUGUGCGAUUUUAAAAUCGUUGGCUCUUUUGUUCACCAUCAUUUGACAGUGUGUCGCGCGAAAGAAUUACGUCGAUAUCUUCAAACUCAAGUUCGUAGUUUUAGUUCAAAGGUCAAAAAUGGCAAUAAAUUAUCUUGUCUGGGCCAUAAAUAUGUCAUUCAUUGUAAGAUUUUAAAAUGACUCUGUACAUCAAUUUUGUUCAAAGUCAUUGGAAGGCUUGUCAUGUGAAACAAUUCAAGAGUUCAAAGGUCAAAAUGGCUAUAAAUGAUAAUGGCAUAAUGAUUCUUAAAAAAUCGCCAUAAAUUGUAUUAUCUUGUUUUGUGAAGACAGCAUACAAAAUAGUCUGUGUCAAUGCGUUAUGUGGGGGUAUAUGUCACGUCUGUGACAAAGCUCCAGUUGGCAUGCAUGUGCAUCUUGUGAAGCUGCACAUAUUGAGUGGUGAAAAGUGAAGGUCAAGGUAAUCCUUCAAGGUUAAAUGUUAAAUAUAUUGCUUCUGUCCGUCCGUCUGAAAACUUUAAAAUUGGCCAUAACUUUUGAGCUCACCUGAGUGCAACAUGCUCAUGGUGAGCUUUUGUGAUUGCCUUUUGUCCGUUGUGCGUUGUAUGUCGUCAACAUUUUGCCUUGUGAACACUCUAGAUGCCACAUUUAUUGUCUGAUCUUCAUGAAAUUUUGCAGAACAUUUGUCACAUUGAUACCUCGACUGAGUUCGAAACUGGGUCAUGCUGGGUCAAAAAUUAGGUCACUAGGUCAAAAAAAAAACAAAAAAACUUGUGAACACUGUAGAAGUCCAAUCUUCAUGUAACUUUGUCAAAAUGUUUGUCUAAGUGAUAUUUUGGUUGAGUUAAAAAUUGGUUCCGGUCCGUUGAAAAACAUGGCCGCCAGGGGCGGGGCAGUUUUCCUUAUAUGGCUAUAGAGAAACCUUGUGAACACUUUAGAAGUCAAAAUGUUUGCCUAAUCAUCAUGAAACUUGGUCAAAACAUUGGUUUUAUUUAUAUUUUGGACGAGUUCGAAAAUGGUCCAGAUCAGUGAAAAAACAUGGCCGCCAAGGGGCGGGGGAGUUUUCCUUAUGUCUUUAGUUAAACAUUGCUAACACUCUAGAGGCCACAUUUAUUGUCCAUUCUUCAUGAAAUUUGGUCAGAAGUUUGGUCUCAAUGAUAUCUUAGACGAGCUGAAAAUGGUUACGUUUGCUUGAAAAACAUGGCUGCCAAAGGGCGGGGCAUUUUUCCUUAUAUGGCUAUAUAUGGCUAUAGUAAAACGUUGUGAACACUCUAGAGGCCACAUUUAUUGUCCAAUCUUCAUGAAAUUUGGUCAGAAUAUUUGUCUCAUUAAUAUCUUGGAUGGGUUUGAAAAUGGUUAUGUUUGCUUGAAAAACAUGGCUGCCAAGGGGCGGGGCAUUUUUCCUUAUAAAAAUGGCUAUUGUAAAAUCUUGUUAACACUCUUGAGGCCACAUUUAUUUUCCGAUCUUCAUGAAACUUGGUCAGAAUAUUCAUCCCAUAUAAUAUCGUAGACAAGUUAAAAAAUGAUGCUGGUUGGUUGAAAAACAUGUCCGCCAGGGGGUGGGGCAUUUUACCUAAUAUGGCUAUAGUAAAACUUUGUUAACACUCUAUAGGCCACAUUUAUUUUCUUAUCUUCAUGAAACUUGGUCAGAAGAUUUGUCCUAAUGAUAUCUUGGAUUAGUUCAAAAAUAGUUUUGUUUGCUUAAAAAACAUGGCCACCAGGGGGCGGGGCAUUUUUCCUAAUAUGGUUAUGUAUCAUGCUUUACUAAAACAUUGUUAACACUCUGUAGGCCACAUUUAUUUUCCGAUUAUUAUGAAACUUGGUCAGAUGAUUUGUCCAAAUGAUAUCUUGGAUGAGUUCAAAAAUGGUUCUAGUUGGUGAAAAAACAUGGCCACUAAGGGGCGUGGCAUUUUUCCUUAUAUGGCUAAAGUAAAACCCUGUUAAAACUCUAGAAGCCAUAUUUAUUGUACGAUCAUCAUGACACUUUGUCAGAAGAUUUGUCCCAAUGAUAUUUGGACAAGUUUGAAAUUGGUUCCAGUUGCUAAGAAAAACAUGGCCACCAGUGGGCGGGGCAUUUUUCCUUAUAUGGACUUAUGAAUCUUCUUGAAACUUUGUCAGUAUAUUAGUUUAAAUGAUAUCUUGGAUGUGUAUUUCACGUUGACAUUUGAAGCUUUAACUUUGUAUGAUUCUAAAUAUGUGUCAAUGCUGUCAGUUGAAUUUUGCAAUAUGAAGUUUUACAUUUUUUGUAGAUUAAAUAAUUUGUAAAAUGUU